Molecule: messenger RNA, 2027 nt
Organism: Brienomyrus brachyistius
Lineage: Eukaryota; Metazoa; Chordata; Actinopteri; Osteoglossiformes; Mormyridae
Product: ralA-binding protein 1-like
Exons: 9
Coding region: 136-1704 (522 amino acids)
Biological process (GO): positive regulation of GTPase activity; endocytosis; small GTPase-mediated signal transduction
Cellular component (GO): membrane
Molecular function (GO): small GTPase binding; GTPase activator activity
Source: RefSeq, a predicted model, not a curated record
GUGAGUGUGAAUAUUGCAGUCUCCUCCUCUGCGCACUUCCACUGCACUCGGGUGCAGAUCUAGACACCCCUCCGACUGCGUGCCGCUCCGUCGCCCCCAGGUCGCCGCUAGGGGGGACCGAGUCUCCCCGUCGCCAUGAAGCGUUCCAGAGCCAUCCGCGUCUUCCGCAAGCCCAGCUUCUCCAAGAAGAAGGACAAGGAACUGAAGGUGAAGGAGAAGAUCAGGGAGGACAAGGAUUCUCAGGAGCCGCCGGCCACCGACGUGGUCAAGCAGUGGAAGGAGAAGAAGAAGCAGAAGAAGAAGCCCGGUGCCCAGCAGGAGGCGCCAUCCGUGGCGACUCCCACACCGGGGCCCGUCUUCGGAGUGCCGCUGGCCGAGGCGGUCAGAAGGACAGUGCUCUGCGACGGCAUCCAGCUGCCGGCCAUCUUCAGAGAAUGUGUGGACCAUAUUGAGAACCACGGCAUGUGCGAAGGCAUCUACCGCAUCUCAGGGGUGAAGUCAAAGGUCGAAGAGCUGAAGGCCGCAUAUGACCGGGGAGCACCCCCCCGCCUGGGGGAGCAGGACCCCCACACGGUGGCCAGCCUUCUGAAGCAGUAUCUCCGGGAGCUUCCAGAGCAUCUACUGGGACAGGACGUGGCCCCGUGCUUCGAGGAGGCGUGUGACCACAGCACCCAGGUCGAGACAGUGCACGAGUUCCGGAGGCUUCUGGACCUGGUGGCGCCACCUAGCCACCUGCUGCUGGCCUGGCUCUUCACCCACAUGGAGCAUAUAAUCCGCAGGGAGGCGGACACCAAAAUGAACAUCCAGAAUAUCUCCAUCGUCCUCAACCCCACGGUGAAGAUCGGGAACCGCGUCCUCUACGUCUUCCUCACUCACGUGCCGGAGCUCUUCGGUUCUGUGUCCCUGAAGCCUGCCGUUCGCCCCUUGAGGUGGCCCAACGUGGCGUCCGUGCCCAGCCUACCCGACACGGCGGACAGCAUCGAGGAGGAGAUCCGAAGACAGGAAUUCCUGCUGAACAGCCUGCACCAAGAUCUUCGGGUCGGGGAGAAGGACCCAUCCAAAGAGGAGCGGCUGUGGGAGGUGCAGCGCAUCCUGACGGCACUGAAGCGUAAGCUGCGGGAGGCCGAGAAGCAGGAGCGUGAGGACGAGGAUGUCAAGGAGCUCAGCGGUCAGCCCUCAGAAGACUUGUCCAAGGAGGAGACAUUGGAGGACGAGGUGAUCAACACCCUCUUGGCCCAGGAGAACGAGAUCCUGACCGAGCAGGAGGAGCUGCUGGCGCUGGAGCAGGGCCUCCGCAGGCAGAUCGCCACGGAGAAGGAGGAGAUCGAACGGCUACGGGCUGAGAUUGCAGACCUGCAGAGCCGACAGCCUGGGCGCUGCGAGACAGAGGAAUGCUCCUCCGACAGCGACAGUGAAAGCGAGGAUGAGGAGGAGCUCAGGGACAUCCUGGAGGACUUGCAGAGGCAGAACGAGGAACUGGAGGUGAAGAACACCCACCUGACGCAGGGCAUCUAUAAGGAGCAGGAGGCCAUCAUCGAGCUGCGUGUCCAGCUGCGCCUCCUGCGCAGUGAGCAGCAGGGGCGGGAGAGGCAGCCAGGACCCCCGCCCCCGACCCUCCCCCACCGGCCAGAAACAGACAGGCCACCGCGGAGCCCAGCAACUAGAGCCACCAGAACCUGUGGACCACGUUCCCCAUCGCUAUAAACAACCACUGUCAUCAUGGCUACCACACCACAGGGGUGGGGCCUACACUCCAAGGAUGUCCUCAACCUAUUAUCGUCAUGUCAAGAGCUGGUACCAUAGCUCCUAAGCCAGAGAUGAGUCUUUGGUAUCUGCCGGUUCAUUAAAUAUAGCUUCACAACAAAAUGCAUGUUAAUUUUCCUCUUCACGAGGUUUCAACAAGUUACUUCAACACCAGUGGGGUCUCUGGCUGCUGCUCUCUUUAUUGUUCCAGUAAGGUCUAAAUGGUGCAUACACCACCAGCAGGGGGCACCCUUCGACAUACAAACCAGGACAGAUUGUUGCAC